Phytophthora nicotianae INRA-310 is the source of this 1542-nucleotide messenger RNA. RefSeq lists its product as hypothetical. The record is from RefSeq and is a predicted model, not a curated record. Gene Ontology annotation, cellular component: nucleus. NCBI's taxonomy places the organism in Eukaryota, Oomycota, Peronosporomycetes, Peronosporales, Peronosporaceae. Gene Ontology annotation, molecular function: exonuclease activity; metal ion binding; nucleic acid binding. Bases 222 to 1490 code for a protein of 422 amino acids. The transcript is spliced from 4 exons.
CUGCCUGAGAAUCAGUGGCCGAUGCCACAGUUCACGCCACAGCGGGUGAGCAUUUACACCUGCAGCUGGCCACCUCGGCAGAGGACCACACUCGCUCUGAGUAUACCGCACAUAAAUUCUUCUUAUUUUACCCAAUCGGCGCUUCUUCUCCAUCCCUCCACUGCUACAGAGACCAAGGCCGGACCACGCACUAGUCUAGGGACAGUCACCCUCCCGCCGCUAUGAGCAGCUCCAGCGCCUGCCGCUUCUUCCAGUCGCCGCAGGGCUGCUUCCGUGGGGCCUCGUGCACCUUCCGCCACGACGGCGAGGCAGCCACGAGCGACGUUUUGCUGAGCGCCGCCAAUCCGUACGCCAAUGGCUCCAUCCCCGCACCCACUCAACCGCGCACGUGCCACUUCUUCGCGUCCGAUAGCGGCUGUCGCAACGGCACAAACUGCCCGUUCAUGCACGUUGCGGCGGAGACCAGCGGCCCGGAGGCGCCCGAGUUCGCGGCCUACGACGAGCUGGCGGCGCCCCCAUUACCGCAGGACUUUCCCGUGGCGGUGGCCAGUGGUGGCGCUGUCUUUUACAACCACCCAGGGCUGCCGCCGCCAAUGAUGAUGGUAGCGCCUGAGCCUGACGAUGAGAAUGCGGCAACUGUCGUUGCCAAGCCCAAAAGGAAACUGCAGAUUCAAGCGAAUCCGCAGAAAAAGGAAACGAUCAGCGAGAUUUUGCCAGUGUUGACGAGGGAUAUUGAAGGACCGUUUUUCGCGAUUGACGUCGAGUGUGUUGCCACGGGCAAUGGCACCAAUGACCGUGAUGUAGCGCGUAUUGCCGUAGUGGAUGAGGACGAGAAGGUGGUGUUCGACCAGUACGUCAAGCCUACCAAGCCUAUCGUAAGCUACCUCACACAGCUUACAGGAAUCACAGAGAGCAACUUGAAGGAUGCGCCAGACCUAAAAGAGGCCCUUGUGCGGUUGAAGGCAAUUCUGCCUGUGGAAAGCGUUAUUGUGGGUCAGUCCAUCAAGAAGGAUCUGGAAUGGCUCACGCUUCAGAAGCCGACGGACUACAAGGGCGAGUUCGAUGUGGCUGAUCUUUUCCGUUUACCAAUGCAGUCGACCAACGGAGUGGUGCGCUAUCGCUAUUUUUCGUUGCGCCACGUGGCCAAAUAUCUGCUUGGGCAGGACAUUCAGGAAGCGGAUCACGAUCCGGUCAUCGACGCUCGGUACGCCAUGAAAGUUUUCAAGAAAUUCCGCCAUUUGCAUGAAAAUCCAGGCCGGCGUGACGCAGUGCUGCAGACGCUAUUGAAGACGCCGCGCACACCUUCUUUUGCAGAACGAUACCCGGUAAUCGACGGCGUGUCGAUGCGUGCGCCGCGGAAGCGAAGCACGUCGCCUUCGAUCCGAAACGCCAAUCGAGUUGCGGCCGAACAAGCGCAGCAUGCCACCAACGGAGGGUAUAACCUUCGCUAUCAGCAGCAGCAGCAUGGGCAGCAGCCGCUGUAUUUGUGAGAAUAGCAUCAUGUGGGCAAUACACUGAACCAUUUCCAGCUUGCCAGUCCAA